Molecule: messenger RNA, 2238 nt
Organism: Periconia digitata
Lineage: Eukaryota; Fungi; Ascomycota; Dothideomycetes; Pleosporales; Periconiaceae
Source: the annotation of a GenBank genome assembly
UGGAAGCAACAUCCGAGCACAUUAAUAUCCAGUAAUCCACAUCAUCAUCACCCAGCUAAUAAACUACCCAAAAUAGUGAUGCAAACAGAUGCCGAACAUGAAGACUCUCUCGAGACAUCCAAGUUCCUCCCACCGACCCAAUCUCCACUAAAACAGCGAAGAGACUUCUUACCAUCGAAAAUCCGCUCAUGGAUCGAUUUCCUCAACUCCGACACCGAUAAAUUCCGCGUCGCAAGCUCAGCGUGCGCCGCAUGCGCUUUCCUCAUCUUCCUGAUCAACGUGUCGAUCUUCGUAUGGGCUACAGGCCAUCGCGGGUGGCCCGCCACAGGCCGCCAGUGGCUCUUCCGCGGCAACUGCGAGAAAACGGCUCGACUCAACUCGUGGUUCCAUUUCUUCAUCAACGUCAUCAGUACCUUGCUGCUUAGUUUUAGCGGGUACUGCAUGCAGUUCCUGUCUGCUCCAACUUCGCUGGAAGUAUCACGUGCACAUGCACGAGGGCGAUGGCUGCAUAUCGGCACUCUGAGUAUGAGGAAUUUUAGAGAUAUCAGUGUGAAGAGAAGUUGGAUGUGGGUUGCGUUGGUUGUGACGAGUUUGGGUUUGCAGCUCUCCUACAACUCGAUGAUUUUCAUGACCGAUACUACGAAUGAGUACUGGCCUAUCCAAGUCUCGUCGGCGUUUGCGAAUAAUUCGUCUGCACCGUUUUCGUAUGACCCGUCGUUCGAGAAUGCAGCAUUGUUCUCUGAGCAGCGGGUUCUGCCAGGUUGGCGAGAGAAGUUCACCGUCCAGAAGCAAACGUUCGAAACCGAAGUCGAAAGAUUAAGGUCGCUACUAGAAAAACAUGAAUUGGAGCGUUUAGAGCCGAUGGACUGCAUCCGCGCCUUCAACGUCAAAUACCAGACCUCAUAUGGCAGCGUCCUCCUCGUUUCCAACAACUCCACGUCUGUGGUACACAACCAGUGCGACUGGGUCUGCCUAGACGGAAUGAACGGGUGCGAAGUCUGCUAUCCUCGCUAUUCCUCAUCGUGGAUGUGUCCUGGUGUCGAGGAAACCUUAGGCGGAUGUCUCCCGUUCGCCCAGGAGCUGCUGGGCAAUGCAACGCGCUGGAAACCCGGCGAUGUUUUGGACGGCAGCCUUACAACGCGCUACUGUCUUGCCGAGAGGAAAGAAGCUACUUGCAUGCUUCAGACGAAUCCUUAUGUGGGGAUCAUUGUCAUCACCAUGACUUUGGUGAAAGCUGUGGUCAUGUUUCUGGUAUCACGGCAGUAUACGGGCUGCUCGCUCGUGACGGUCGGGGAUGCUAUUCGCUAUUUUUUGGAGACUCCGGAUCCGUAUACUACGAAGAUGUGUCUUGCAUCGUAUCGGGACUUCCAAAAAAUGCGCAAGGAAUGGAACUUGACGCCGAAGAAAUAUACUCCCACGCAUUUCCGGUGUUGUCUUCCAGGAGGCAGGCUUCAGUGGGCUAGUAGUAUCAUACUGUGCGCUGUACCCAUAGGAUUCGGAUUCUACUGGUUCGACUCCAAAGGCGCGUUCGACAAAGGCAGCACAAUAAUCUCCCUAGGCCUCGGUCCCGCCUCCAACUUUGCGCCCGAUAUAACGCAAUUCGCGGACUCGAUUCGCCUCUCCAACGACAAAACCCAUUCCAAAGAUUUGCUCAGCCGCAUUUUCAUGGCUAACAUACCGCAAAUCUGGCUCGCGGCGCUGAAACUCCUGACUAACGGGUUUAUCACCGGUAUUUGCACCGAGCUCGAAUGGGCGUCUUACGCCGAUAGGAGAAAAGGCUUGCGAGUGUCUAGCAAUCGGAGGGAUAGCCAGCGCAGUACGUAUUUUCUGCAGCUUCCGUAUCGCUUUUCUAUCCCGCUGCUUGUGGUUUUUGGGAUACUGCAUUGGCUUGCGUCGCAGAGUUUCUUUGUGGCUGAUGAUGAUGUUGGGGCUACGCUGGGGAUUUCACCGUUGGGUUGUGUGAUAUCACUCGCGAUUCUAGCUGUGAUUAUGGUGUAUCUGGUAGUACAGGGACUGUGGACCGUACAUAUUCAGAUGCCGUUGAUGGGGAGCUGCAGCGCGGUGAUUGCGGCGGCGUGCCAACCUAGAGACGAUGUGGAGAUGAAGGAAGCGCAUUCAAAACCAGUUCAAUGGGGUGUUGUGUGUGAGCCGAUGUAUUCUGGAAUUGAUGAGAUUUCUCAUUGCGGGUUCUCACAUGAGUAUGUGGAUAUACCUGUAGGAGGUAGAGUGUAUCUUUAA